UUUUUCUAGGUUCAAAUGGACCAGUUUUGCUCUUUUAAAAAUGUUUCAUCUCUCAUCCUAGAGUCUUUUUCAGUUCUAAUUGCUGGUGGGGGAAAGUGGACUUAUAAACCUGUAGGGGGAGUGGUCUGGGGAGAGCCGAGUAGAACCUGGAUGCUCCUCUGAGUUCACCAUCACCCCAUCAGAACAGCGAUGGAUCAGACUCGAGCCGGUGUCGGAGUUGGUGCUCAGGCUGGUCAGAGGCUCAAGGGGAAGAUCACCCCCUUCCACCGCUCACCCAUAGUGGACAGAGGAGCGGGCAUCCACAAAAAACGACCCGGAUCAGCACUGCCCGGAAAACCCCUGGGAUCUCCUCGCGCUUUAUUCAGCACAACAGGAGUAACGACUGCUUCUCCUGUCCGAGAGCGAGUCCCACCUCCACCUCCACCUGCUGCUGCUGAUGCUGCUUCUGGUCGGAGCUCAGAGGGUUCGACUCCUGGUUCAAGCUCUGUACAGACCAUGACUGAUGUAAAAACGCAGGCUCCUCCUCCUGCUUCUCCUGCUGCUGCUACUGCUGCUGCUGCCAAGUCUGCGGGCAGGAAGGCAACAAGGUCAGGCGUGUCGGACCCACCAAAGGCUGCACCACCUCCUCAAACUGCACCUCAACACAGCAAGAAAAGCAAAGACAAAGCAUCUGCUCCCGCCUCUGCCAAACCUCUGUCAGCUGUGAAGAGAAAGAAGAGGAAAAUGGGAACGUACAAUCUGGUGCCCAAAAAGAAAGCCAAGGCUCUGAAACAGCAGGAGAAGAAAGAGGAGCCAAUCCCUAGUGUGGAGAAGAAGCCGGCUGCAGAGGUGAAACCAGUUGCUCCAUCUGCAGCUCCAGAGAAGACGACAGAGCAGACGGUCGUCAGAAACCAACCAGUGGUAGAGGCAGAAACAGGAGAAUACACUGAACUGGCUUUGGAUUGUCUGGACCUGAAGGCCCAGGAGGAGCUGCUGUCUCCUCCACUGUCAGGUGCAGCGGCGGAUGGGGAGGUGACGGAUACAGAGCUGGCGGAGGAGUUACCACUGUGUUGCUGUCGGAUGGAGACGCCGUACAGCGGAGGAAGCCUGUCAGCCCUGGACCACACCUGCAUGGCCAUGGAGAGCACAGAUGGCCUGCUGAGUCGAUGCCAGAGGCGAGUGAUGAAACAGGAAAUGAUGCGGCCUUCGAACACAGUCCAUCUGCUGGUUCUGUGUGAGGACCACCGGGCCGGGAUGGUUAAGCACCAGUGCUGUCCAGGUUGUGGGCUCUUCUGCAGGGCGGGCACCUUCAUGGAGUGCAGACCGUAUGGUAACAUCUCCCACCGCUUUCACCGCGACUGCGCCUCCAUCCUGAAGGAUCGUAGGUUCUGCCCUCACUGUGGAGAGGAUGCCAGUGGGGCCAAAGAGGUAAUGGUGUCCAAACCUGAUCCCUCACCCUCCGUCCCCAAGUCGAGCCCCGGGCCGUCACUUCCAGGCGUGGCCACCCUGCCGUCAGGACCUACCACACCCGCCGUACCACAGAUCCUCAGGGCGAAGAAGACCAGCGUACCGCCGAGGGACAGAGACGAGAGCCCCGGCAGGUCAAAGGGGGACGCUGACAGAUCUAAAGAAUCACUGGAGAGCAUCCUGACGGCACUGGAUGAUGAGAACAUGAAACCAAAGAAAGUCAAGUAUCCCACCAGGCAGCUGUACAUCUCGGCAAAACAAGGGGAGUUGCAGAAGGUCAUCCAUCUUCUAGUCGAUGGGAAGGACCCCAACUUUUUAAUGGAAGGACAAAACAAACGCACACCUCUGCACGCAGCAGCCGCUGAAGGCCACCAUGAGAUCUGCCACAUGUUGGUCCAGGCCGGAGCAAAUCUGGAUAUGUUUGAUGACGAGCAGCAAACGCCGCUGAUGGCAGCCUGUGAAAACAACCAUCUGGAAACGGUGAAGUACCUUCUUCGAGCCGGCGCAUCCGUCAGCCACAAGGACGUCAUGGGUUUCACCUGUCUGCACCUGGCAGCUAAACUGGGACAUUAUGACAUAACCAAUCAUCUGCUCUCCAGGGCGUCCAAAUACAUCAACUGUCAGGAUGACGGGGGUUGGACUCCCGUCACCUGGGCCAUCGAGUACAAGCACAAAGAGCUGGUCCACCUGCUCGUGUCCAGAGGAGCUGACGUUAACAUUCGAGACAAGGAGGAGAAUGUCUGCCUGCACUGGGCUGCUCUGUCGGGCUGUGACGACGUCGCUCAGGCUCUUCUCGAAGCCCGAUGCGACCUCAACGCUGUGAAUGUCCACAGAGACACGCCGUUACAUGUCGCCGCCAGAGAAAACCACUUGGAGUGUGUGAUGCUGUUUCUGUCUCGCGGAGCUGAUGUAAACCACAGGAACAGGGAGGGGGCAACUCCUCUGGACUGCUGUGUCUACGGCUCCAAAGUGUGGAUGGCGCUCAACACCAACAAGAAACUGACUGACGCCCGGAGAGGCCGAGACUGUCAGGGGGAAAGGGUGCUCAGCAGGGACAUUUCUCGGGGGUACGAGUCAGUUCCCAUCACCUGUGUUAACGGUGUGGACAGCGAACCAUGCCCUGAAAACUUUAAGUACAUCCCAGAUAACUGUGUCACGUCCCCACUGAACAUAGACAAGGACAUCACUCACUUACAGCACUGCAGCUGCACAGACGACUGCUCAUCCAGUACCUGCAUGUGUGGUCAGCUCAGUCUGAGGUGUUGGUACGACAGCGACGGUCGGCUGCCUCUGGACUUCUGCCAACGGGAGCCUCUGGUUCUGUUUGAGUGCAACCACGCCUGCUCCUGCUGGAGAACCUGCCGGAACCGAGUGGUACAGAACGGUCUGAGGGUCCGGCUGCAGCUGUACAGGACGCAGAAGAUGGGCUGGGGGGUGAGGGCCAUGCAGGACAUCCCUCCAGGAACGUUCAUUUGCGAGUACGUCGGGGAGAUCAUCAGCGACACGGAGGCCGACAAAAGAGAGAACGACUCUUUCCUCUUCACCCUGGACAACAAGGUCGGGGACGUACACUGUAUCGAUUCCAGACUCUUUGGCAACGUCGGCCGCUUCAUCAACCAUCUGUGCGAGCCCAACCUGCUGCCGGUGAAGGUGUUCACCAUGCACCAGGACCUACGCUUCCCACGCAUCGCCUUCUUCUCCAGCAGAUCCAUCAAAGCCGGAGACCAGAUCGGGUUCGACUACGGCGAUCACUACUGGAGGGUGAAGAGCAAGUAUUUCACCUGCCAGUGCGGAUCUGUGAAGUGUCGCCACGCCUCCACCAGCAGAUAGAAACCUCACUGUCAUUUCUACUUGUGUGUCAGGAAAUGCAGAAACAUCACAGAACCAAAACUCACAGCAGAGUAACAGCGCAACACUGUCAUUUCAAUUUUAGAACAAUAAUUUUACCAUAGACACUGUUCAAAUCUGGGAUCUAACUUAUUCUUAAUACACGUAAUCAGGUUACUAAAGGACACUGCAUCAUGAAACACUACCUGAGGGGUUAAAAGAGCAAACUGUCAGGUUAAAAAAUACCACAACAUGUUUUAAUACUGUGUGUUUCAUAAUCUAGAGAAUCAUGUUUGUGAGUCGUGUUGUUGGUAGUUUAAUCUCUUUUAUGAAUGUGCUUUUUUUCUACAUGUCAAUUAAAUGAUUAAACACUUUUU
Molecule: messenger RNA, 3650 nt
Organism: Sphaeramia orbicularis (orbiculate cardinalfish)
Lineage: Eukaryota; Metazoa; Chordata; Actinopteri; Kurtiformes; Apogonidae
Gene: ehmt1a
Product: euchromatic histone-lysine N-methyltransferase 1a
Exons: 23
Coding region: 190-3276 (1028 amino acids)
Biological process (GO): negative regulation of transcription by RNA polymerase II; peptidyl-lysine dimethylation
Cellular component (GO): chromatin; nucleus
Molecular function (GO): p53 binding; zinc ion binding; histone H3K9 methyltransferase activity
Source: RefSeq, a predicted model, not a curated record